Molecule: messenger RNA, 621 nt
Organism: Haemonchus placei
Lineage: Eukaryota; Metazoa; Nematoda; Chromadorea; Rhabditida; Trichostrongylidae
Source: the annotation of a GenBank genome assembly
AUGCUAGGCCGAUAUCACAAUUUCUAUUAUAGGAGCUCAGUUCAGUGUGAAAAAUGUCAAAGGAAUGAAGCGAAGUACGGGAAGCCGACAACAUGCAAGUUCUGUCAGUUACCAGCUGCAUUCCAUGAGGAGAAGUGUGUUUAUUGUUCUCAUUCGGAGCGUAAAUUUGGAGCACCCAUACCAUGUGCAAACUGUAAGCUACGUGCAGCGUUCACAAAGGACCCUAAAAAGCCACUCUGCCAUUUUGAUCCUCUGCAUUUAUGCAGAGUUCCAAAAGCGAUAAAGUGGGUAGCGGAAACGUGCAAGUACGAAAAGUCCCAAGCUGAGCCCGUCAAGGUGGCGAAACGUGAUCCAUUUGCUGAUUCUGGUGAGAAUGUGUUACUAGUCCAACAGCUUCGUGACCAAAUUUCCAAGCUUCACUCAAUCGUCGCCCAGAAAGAUGCGGCUAUGUUGGAGAAGGAUAAGAAGGUAUCAACCCUGCAGGCAGAUUUGAUGAGCGCAGAAAGAAAGCACCGAGAAAAGGUGGAGCAGCUUCUGAAGGACAAGGACGAUGCAAUACAGAGAUUGACAGAACGACAUCGUCAAGCAUCUUUGGCAGCGAAAACUGUGAGACCUCGUUGA